GGGUGCUGCUCUGCUUAUGCAAUUCUAGCCAUGGCGAGUCGGCGACUGCCAGCCACCUGCGGGAGCCCUCGGUCCUUCUGACACGCCGUUCCCUUCGAGUGAUUCUUCUCGCUGGCGCCGGGAGACGCAAUUUCGAGAGCGACAAGGUUGGAGAGCAACACCGCCUCCUAACCAAUGCAACUAUGCGCUUCGUCUUCUUUACAGCGCUCCUGUUAGCCUUCUGUCCAAAUCAUGGAAAAGUCCGAUCAGCUGUCGUGCCAGGGUACCUGGACUUCGACAACUUGCCGGACACGAACUUCUCGUGCGACGGAAAGGUGAUCGGCGGCUACUACGCCGAUGUGGAGACGGGAUGCCAGAUGUUCCACGUGUGCACCAUCGGCCAAAAAGGAGAAAUAACCGACAUAAAGUUCCUGUGCCUCAACGGCACCGUAUUUGACCAGGAGACGAGGGUCUGCGAACGCGUUGACGAAGUGGACUGCAGCAAGACCGAGGGAUUCUACGACCUCAACCUCGAGCUGUACGGAAACAAUGCUGCUCUCAGCUACCACGAGACGGAGGAGGAUCCGGUGACGAUCCCCACGGUGAGCAGUACGCCCUCCACGACGACGACGACGACGACGACGACGACGACGGCGCCGACGACGGCGGCGCAGCUGUCGCUGGGGCUGGGGCUAGGGCUGGGGCGCACACCCGCCUCCACACACUACUCGUCGACGCCGUCGCCGUCGGUGGCUGCGGCGCUGCUCAGCGUGCACUCCGCCCUCAGCAGGGACCGACAUCCCCACCCACACCUCACCGUCCAGGGCGGAGGAAGCAGCGGCGUGCUGAACCCAGCGGACGCCUUCCAGUCGCUGAAGACGUCGGUGGAGCCGCAGCAGUUCGUGUUCUCGUCGACGACGGCCAAGUACUCGAGCCCGGCGAGCCUGUCGGUGUCGGUGCACACGACGAGCGCGCCGCCGGUGGGCGAGCCUCCGCAGCUGCACGUGGUGCACUACCAGCCCGCCCACCACAUCUUCACCACGCCCUCCGUGGCCAUCGUGUCCUCCACCAGGAGCGUGUCCAGCGUCAAGGGCGUCGUCGGCAAGCUGGCGCCCGCCCUCGUCGCCGAAGGUCACUCUCGGGUGCCUAUUAAUAAUUUCGCCUUCGGGAUCAACACGGGGCUAAACCCCCCGCAGUUCUCCGCAGACAACGCGACUGCCCCGGGCCGGCAGUUGCCGGAACUGGCGGCGCACGACCCGUACGGCGAGUACCACGAAGCGGACGACGAGGCCCUCGACUCGUUCUUCAGGGACGUUCCGCGCAUCGCGAAGCAACCCAAACAGGUGCAGAGGCAGAAACGCGCCACCGGCAGAGGGGGCAGAGGUCGCUUCAGGCCGUCGCUGGACGCUCUGAAGGAAGAAUCCGGAGAGGAGGGACCCAGCCCCGAGGGUUCGGAAGUGUUCCCGCAGGAGGCGGCUGCUCCCCGAGCGGACGUCUACUUCCAGAAGAGGCCCAAAGCGCGCGGCCGACCCGACGAACGCCGCAGGAGGCCCCAGGAAGACGCACUGCCCACCGCGGAGGCCUUCUUCAGGAGCACCAGGAUCGGCCAGCUGCAACAGGCGGCGACGCUGGCGCCGACGCCGCGAACUUACACCGGGCCUCUCGUUACGGAACAGCCGAACGAAGUUCAGACGACUACACUAGCGACAGAGACGACGAUCAAACCCCGCGCGGCCACGCAGCAGCUACCUUACGGCCGGGCGAACGAAGUAGACGGGGGUUUCAGUGGACGGCGGACUGCGGCGGGCAGCCGGGGCUACCCCGCCAGCCGCAGGGUGAGCCCAAGCCCCAGCCCCAGCCCCAGUCCCUCCCCCAGGGCGCCGGCGUGCAGGCGCGGGGCCGCGUGCGCCGAGCAGCGCUCGCCCUACCAGGCGGUGCUCGCCGAGGUCUCCCGCAGGCGGCCGGCCGCGGCCAGACAGCCGGAAGCGCUCGCGCCACAGACGUCGCCCGCUCCCGAGCCCGCGGCGGCGGCGGCGGCGGCGACAGCCACGGCGAGGAGCGAGCUCCAGACGACGGUGGACGCGGACGUGAGCACGGCGCCGCCAGAGACCUACGACUCUGCCAGUCCGUACAGUGCGGACUCUCGCAGGCCGUCAGGCAGAGGAGGCCAAGCUCCGCCGGAGACCUACGACUCGGCCGGCCUGUACAGUGCGGACUCUCGCAGGCCGUCGGGCAGAGGCCAAGCGCAGCCAGAGAGCUACGACUCGGCCGGCCCGUACAGUGCGGACUCUCGCAGGCCGUCGGGCAGAGGCCAAGCGCAGCCAGAGAGCUACGACUCAGCCAGGUCGUACAGUGCGGACUCUCGCAGGCCGUCGGGCAGAGGCCAAGCUCAGCCAGACAGCUACGACUCGGCCGGCCCUUACAGUGCGGACGCUCGCAGGCAGUCGGGCAGAGGUCAGUCGCAGCCAGAGAGCUACGACUCGGCCAGCCCGUACAGCGGAGACUCUCGCAGACCUGCCGGCAGAGUCCAGCAGCCGACGCCCGCCAGCAGGCAGAGGUCGAGGAGCCGGUCGCAGCAGGUCGAGCCGGCACAGAGGCGCGCUUCUUCGCGUCCUCCGUCAUACGACUCGAGGACAUCUUACGAGUCGGAGACGUCUUACGAGCAGGCGACUACCGUACAGCAGCCGCAGCCGCCGACAGCACUGCCCGAGACGAGCUUCAGCUGCGCAGACAAGGUUCCCGGAGGCUACUACGCGGACAUCGAGGCCGACUGUCAGCUGUUCCACAUCUGCUCACAGGGCAGGCACGGCAAGAUCACUGAUAACAAGUUUAUGUGUGGUCCCGGCACGAGGUUUAACCAGCAGAGUCGUACUUGUCAAGCACGCGAAUUUGUGGACUGCAGCAUUUCCACGUCAUUAUACCACCUCAACAACCAUUUCCAGCCCACGCAACAAGAAGAUAUGAAUGAUGAACCUGGAUUUGAGCCCCUUAAAGUACGCCGUUCAAAGAGACAAGCCAAAGGUGCUGCAAGAAGUCCAGACUAUAUGGUAGAUAGCUUGCCAGAAACUUCAUUUACUUGUGAAGACAAGCCCACAGAAGGCCUUUAUGCAGAUGUGGAAACACAAUGCCAGGGAUUUCAUCUCUGUCAGAAGGUGAAAGGCGUCAUGACCCUAGUAUCCACAUUUGUAUGCCCACACAAAACAGUUUUCAAUCAGCGUGAGGGAAACUGUGACAACUGGGCAGAUGUUGACUGCAGACUCUACUCACAACCUGAGCACAGCUUUGUCAGGAAACAAAAUAGGAAGCACACACAUAACAAAAGGGAUACAAGCCAAAUAUUGAAACCACUAGACUUAUUCACUUAUUCCAGUGGUGAGUCUGACAAUUUAAAGCAAAAUAUUUCAUCAAAAAUUCACAGUUUUAGUUCCAGAAGCAAGAAUAAUGCAACAAGUACACCAAUAGCUGCAGGUUCCCUGCUCAGAUACAGUAAGCCAUCAAAAACGUCAAGCAGUGAGAAUAAGUUUGAGCAAAGUAACAGAAGAAAAUGGAUGAAAAUGGACCUGAAACUAGAUUUUCCACCAACCACACCUUCAUCUCACAAAAGAAUAAAACAUGAAGUUACUGAUGAAAGCAAUGAAACUGAGGAAGAAUAUUAUGACUAUAUAGAUGACAGUUAUGAAGCUGACCUUGUACCUCCUGAACAGGAAAAUGCAAAUUUGACAGCAUACAAAGACUCCAGUAAGUUUGAAGCUGAUUACAGUACACAUUUACAUUCUAAUAAUGAAAGUAUUGACACAGUAACAACAGAUUUGGCCCAUACUUCUUCAGAUGAGCUUCUAAUAGCAGAUAGCAAUAAAAGUGAUACAGAUUCUAAGGGAACCAUAACUACCUUGCCUUCCGUUAGCAGGUCCAGUAAUAAUCAAGAAAAUGUGAAAAUUUGUGCAGAAAAUGAUACAUGUGACUAUAAAGAUGAGUUGGAACACAUAACAAACAAGGAGGGAACAGUUGGCAGUUCUAAUCAUACUCACAAUACAGAAACCUCACCACAUUCAGCAGAAGAGCAAUUAGCCCAUUUCCCCAGUAAAAAUAAUAAAACAUCAGCACCCUAUAAUGACGAAUAUGAAUAUUAUGAUUACUACAUAGAAGACAUUGAAGACGAAUCAGAUGAAAUAAUUAAUUACCCUAUGGAACAAACAACAGCUUCUGGUCUGGCUCAUGAUAGUGAAUCUUCCCCUGAUGUUAAAAUUUCCAUUCCACACUCACUUACAUCUACUGAAAAAUCAAACUCCUCUACAACUGAAUUGACAGUAUCUUAUACAAAGGUACCUAGCACAGGUGCAAAUGCAAGUGAUUCUGAGGAUAAAUAUAACUUACCAGCAGUAGAAAUAGAAGAGGAUCUUGAAAUUACCCAAAAUAAACACUUGGAAAGCAGUUCCCAGAAAGCCACAAGUGAACAUGAUGGUGAGAAUAACAAACAUAAGAAAUCUGAGAGUGUCCCUGUGACUGAAAGUCCAGAAAUAUCUCUAGAGGAACCUGUUUCACUUGUGGAUGAGAAGUAUGAUUAUUAUGAUUCUGAUUCAAAUGAUGAUGAUGCUCAGCUUAAUGUGACGUACAAGGAAGUUUUGAAUACGAAUUUUGGUUCCACUGAAAGGUCACAAAAAGAUAUAAGUGAUGCAAAGAAAGAAAAUGUCAUGCAUCAGCACAGCACAGAAGCCAUUAAUGAAACAAGCUCUUAUGAACAUGUAAAAGACGUUACAGAAACUCAGGUUCCAGAUAUUGAGCAUCUUAAACUUCCUGAAGUUACAAAUUUUCAUGAAGAGAGGACAGACCAUUCCAUCACCUUACCAUCACUAUUGGAUCAUGGUCACAAAAUGGAUACGGACUUGUUUUCUGGGCCAAAUGUCUUACUAGAAAAUGGAUUGCCUGUGGUUCUUAACACAACUCUGGAUGAUCAAAACACUGGAAAUUUAGUUUCAGAAAAUGUUGCACAAUUUAAUUCAAGUAGUCUUCCACAAUAUACUGAAAAACACAUAAAAGAAUCUGAUGAAAAUAAUAACCAGUUUCAAAAUCCAUUACAAAAUGAUGGUAAGGAAGCCAAAAGAAACAGUUCAUCUGAAAAUACAACGCUUCGUACUACAACUUCACAAGGUACUUCUACUCUUCAAAUUCCUAACCUUUUUCACCCACCCAAGCCACACCUAGCCUAUCAUGUAAGACACUCAACUCCUCUGCUUCCCCCAGUAGUCAUUCGAUCAAAAGAUGGUGCCAAUCACAAAUCUAGAGUUAGGAACAACAGGCAUAAAACUAAGAAAACACAAAAUGAUGAGAUACAUACAACAACUGAGACUUUCAUAAAAAGUGAAAAUGACCCCAUUAUAUCAGUAUCUGAUAAUUACUUUUCAACAGAUAAGGAACUUAUCCCAAAUAAAGAUGAGAUAACAUCAACAGACUCAACAAAGAACACAGGAAAUAUGUUAAGAAUUUUAGGUACAGUGAAUGAAUUCAAAGUGGAACAAAAGACAGAGCCAAUUUUUCAGCAAGAUACUUCCACACAUCCUGAAGAAUCCAUAACAGUGGUGCCAUCUACAGAAAUUGCUCUUGGGCAGGCUGUAUUAGAAAACGACUUCAGAGUAAAGACUGAUGGCUUAGAUAGCUGCAAAGGAAAUGCUGGCUGUUUACAUGUGCAAAGUCAGUAUACAACCUUGUCUCCUGUCAGUUACAAGUUUCAUAAUAAACAUACUGAUCACUUAUCACAUGUAUCUCAAACUGCUGGAUUUCUAUCUGAACACACUGAGAAGAACCUACAACAGCCAAACUCCCUUGAACAAAUUACUUUCCAAAAAUUUAAGGGUAGUGAAGGGAAAACAAAGUCAGAUGAACAAGUAUUAGGGACUGACAUUCCACCGACAUCAUCAGGAAAUAAUGUGGAUUAUGUAACAAUAACACCCAAGGUACAGUCAUUGAAAGAUGCAUCUGAAACAGUUACUACUGAAUCUCUGUUUCCCACAUACACACUAUCUGCUAUUAAUGCCCAAACCAAUCAAAAAUCAAAUCAUGACAGUUCAAGGUUUGUGUGCUCCAGUAAAGAACUUUAUCGCUACUAUCCAGACCCAUUAGACUGUCGUAUCUUCCACUAUUGUUCUCAUGGUUUCCAUAACCAACAAGUACUAGAUUUCAGGUUCAUGUGUGAAAAUGGUACAGCCUUCAGUACAGACACUCAAAAAUGUGAAAAUGAAGAGGAAGUACAAAGCUGUUCCAUGACUAAAAAAUAAUGUGGCCAUUUACAGCUUACAGUCCUGUUGAAAUACAAAAUAAACAAUGAAACUGAAGCUGAUUAUUAUAAUUGGCUUAUUGUUGUGCUGAUCUGAACUGUGUUCACCGCUACAAUGGACAUUAAUUCAAAGUUGAAUUAGUGUUGCUUUGAUGACUGAAGUAAUAUAUUCUUCUAAACUUAUAUUGUACAUUAUAAGUAAUAGAGUUAAACCUUUUCUGGAAAACAGCAUAGGAUAUUUCAUGACAGCAGCAACAAUACCUUGUAUAUUGUGCUGAAAUGAAUUUAUCAAAUAACUUCAUUAUUGAAGUUUUGUCUAUGUGCUUUUCCGUAAAGGUUUUACUGUGUUACUAAUCAUUAAGCUUUUGUUUAUAUUUGUAGUAAAUACUCAUUAAAUACUGUGAAAAUGUGAAUAGUGUUUCUUGCAAAUGUCUGAACAAUUCUAAUGGAUUUUUAUAGGCCCUGACAGUUAUGUAAAUGUUCGAAAUUUAAAUGAAACAGGUUUUGUUUCCUAAUGCUGUAUUUAAAAGAAAAAUUAAUUUCAUUAUAAAAUUGUGUAUUAUAUGUUGAAAGAUUUUCUGUUUGUUAUCAUUUUCAUUAUUUUCCCAUAGCUGAACUAUGAUGUUUUCUGUACCCACAUAAUCUAUCCUUGGAGUGAUAUGAACUACUUUCAUACCAUGCUUUUGGAAUACGUGAUACAAAAUGCACAACUGUAGAAUUAAGUGUGCUUUCCCAUGUGAGCAAACUGUUGAUUCAUCUUGAAAAUGCUCUUGUGGUUUCCUGCUGUGUAAAGUCAGUCGAAUCUAUCUUUGUUCUCUACCUUGUGACUCAAAAUUCAUACUGAAGGUGGAAGGAAUAUUUUCCAUGAACAUAAGAAUAUUUCUGGUCUGGACUACUGGUACUUACCUAGAAUUACAACUUGCCUCCAGAAAACAAUGGAGAAACACUUUCUUACAUAUCAUUGUAAUUCAAACUUAUUUCAAAUAUAAAUAUGGAUACUGUAUAGUUUGUUAUGCCUCUCUAGGCUCUGUCUUUAGAACUACAUACAUCAUCUUUCAUUACACCCAAUAUUUAUUUUUCAAACCAAAGUUUCCUUAAGUAGUUACCUGUGGUAAGCUUGUAUAUAUUUCACCUUUAAGGAAAACUCUUACAAUUAAUACAUCUCUUUCUGAUGAACAUUACAAUUUACAUAUUUAGUUUUCAAUUUGCUUAUUUAUUUAUAUUCUAAGAGUUUAACUGUUACCUGAAUUGCCAACUUCCCCAAAUAGAACAGUGUGAAGAACACUAACUGGACAGACAGGAAUAUGAACCAGACUGAGAUUAAAUUCAUGUAGUGGAUUAACGACUGUUAGUCUGGUACAUCAGCCAGCCUGAAUGUGGCUUUUAUGCAUUUUUCUACACUUAUAAAGGCAACUGCUGGACUGGUCUCCAAUCUCAGCUUUAGGAAAUAAGAUCAGAAAUAGUCAUAACACAGAAUACUUACAUGAUUCACAGACAGACCGUGCACUUGAAUGAAGCUAUCCUGUUGAGUGUGGCACCAGAAAGGGCAUCAAACCACAAAGUUAAAGUAAAAUAUUUUUAAAAAAUGCCAAGUCAUGAAAACAUAUGAUAGGAUAUAUUCUAAGUGACAUAGAACUGUUAGGAUGCUAUCCAGAAUAUUUGCAAACUGUGGUCACUUCUGGUGCACAAUCUAGAUAAAGAGGUAAUAAGUAAAUUGUGCUCCAUACAAAGAACACAAGGUCAAUGGUUCAAAUGCACAUACAGCUGUCCUUAUUUAGGUUCUCUGUGAUUUCCCUAAAUCGUUUCAGGCAAAUUCAAGGAUGGUUCCUUUGAAAGAACAUGGCCGACUUCAUUCUCCAUCCAUCCCCAAUCCAAUGGGAUCGAUGACCUAGAUAUUUGGUCCCCUCCCCUGAAUCAACGAACCAAUCAUACUAGCUAAAGUUAUACCAGUUUGUUACACCAGUAAAGUAGUGCAUAUAGAUAUUCAGAAAAUAGACUUCAGUAUAAGAAAUUAGUUAUAGUUACAGUAUAAUGUUACAGUCAACCAUUUUUAAUUCCUAACUCAUGAGGUGUGGUCUCUCAGACCACAUGACAAUUUUUGAACUCACUCUCCAAGGUAAGCUCUGGUGGAAUGCUUCUAUACUCCUUUGUACCCUCCUUAAGUCACUAACCCCUGAAUGUUUUAUUGGCAGUUGCAUUAUCGCCUUAUUUGUUGGUUGUUGACACAUGAUGGGUUUCCUAGACUGUGCAUUGUGGACUACAUACCCAUAUUCUAGAGUACAGCACAAAAUGUGUUCACAGGAACACAUCAUUUUUAACACUCCAUAGUUUGAUGAAACUAUUGAUAGAAGGAGAAAGCUGUCAGUGGUAUACAUUAAGAAAUAGAUGAAAAUGACAAUGAUUUUGUAUCACCCAUUGAUUUCAAUUCUGCAAGUAAAUAAAGGAUCAUUCAGAGGAAGAACUUCAGACCUAUGGUGAUCAAAACCUUUCUGUUUCUCUAGCAAAAUAUGUUAACUGUUAAGUAAAAUUAAAUGUGUUCUAAGUGGUUGUAAAUAAAAUUGUAGACCCAGCACUGAAUGCCAAUCCUGUAGACUUCCUUUUUAUACCUAUUGAGUGCAAUUUAUAUAUGCAAAUUUA
This is a messenger RNA of Schistocerca serialis cubense, 8887 nucleotides long. RefSeq lists its product as uncharacterized. NCBI's taxonomy places the organism in Eukaryota, Metazoa, Arthropoda, Insecta, Orthoptera, Acrididae. Gene Ontology annotation, molecular function: chitin binding. The record is from RefSeq and is a predicted model, not a curated record. The transcript has 11 exons. Gene Ontology annotation, cellular component: extracellular region. Bases 183 to 6251 code for a protein of 2022 amino acids.